UUGUAUCUCUUAAAAUUGCGGCCACCUCUUGACAGGCUUUAGCCAUAGUCUACGUGGAGCAAAAAAUAAAAACCUUUUUAAAAAAAAUAGAGGAAAAAAAUAUAUCAUCUAUGAUAUAUAACAAUAGCCUACUAGAGUUACAACAAUUACCAAGACGGAAAGGGAAAAUGUUUCUCAAUAGUUUAUAUACGGAUGGCUAUACCUGUCGUGUCAACUUCGCGAGAAAUAUACCUCAAGUUCCAAACGAAGAUAAAAUUGUAUUAGAGCUUAGUGACUUUAACCAGGGCGAAAUCGAUGAACACUUCAAUCCUUGUUUCUUGGACCCCAAUAGAAACAGUCCCUAUGUCGCCUAUUAUGGUGAGAAUCAAGUCAGGAAACUGUCUAGCAAAGAAUACUAUUCCAUGUCAGGACACCUGCCCAAUUUUUUUGGUUUCUACAGCUUCCGGACAGCCUCAAUCAGAUGGAAAAACUACGUUGGCCGACAAUGUGCCUUAGAUGAAGCUGUUAAUAUUUUGUUAAGUGGUGGCAAAAAGUAUAAUCCAGCAAAAAGGAAAAGAACAAAGUCCAACCGACGAAAAAGAAAGAAAAUGCUCAACAGACGAAUUCCAGGAAUUCCCCACCUCCCAGUUGAUAUAACAUGGCCCUUACACAAGAAUAAUUUUACGGAAAUGGAUGGGGAAAAAAUGCCUUUAAUAAUCUUUGGUAACGGCAUGAAAGGAAAAGGCCAUGUCAGAUUCAGAGGAAAGCGUGUCGGUGUCUCUGGAAUUAUAUACAGACAUUUAAAAAGACGAGAGAAGUUAGGUGAGCUAUCAGUGUUGGACAUAGACGAAUUCCGUACGUCAUCUGUUUGUGACACAUGCCACCAGAUGAACUUUCGCAAUCACCGUGAUCAAGACAUAUCAUUCCAUAGUAUAUUAAUUUGCAACAAUUGUAAUAUAUAUUGGAAUAGGGAUGUUUUAGCAAGCAACAUGGCAUAUAUUUCAGCACAAAUCUGGUCUGGAAGUGGACGACCAGUUGUUUUUUCUCGGCCUAAUAGGCAAAGCGCCACAUAGAACGUGGUUGUUUGUUGCCCUUUUGGUGACUAACUUAAAGAUACUACAGGUAGGAAACAAACAAUUAUAUUUGUAUUUAGUCUAAAAUCAUU
Molecule: messenger RNA, 1144 nt
Organism: Gilbertella persicaria
Lineage: Eukaryota; Fungi; Mucoromycota; Mucoromycetes; Mucorales; Choanephoraceae
Exons: 4
Coding region: 111-1052 (313 amino acids)
Source: RefSeq, a predicted model, not a curated record